This is a messenger RNA of Acinonyx jubatus (cheetah), 1389 nucleotides long. Its product is annotated as basic proline-rich protein-like. Bases 1 to 1389 code for a protein of 462 amino acids. NCBI's taxonomy places the organism in Eukaryota, Metazoa, Chordata, Mammalia, Carnivora, Felidae. The transcript is spliced from 5 exons. The record is from RefSeq and is a predicted model, not a curated record.
AUGCAGAUCUUUGUUUCUAAAUACUGUUCACUGCUAAAGAAGCACCAGGGCUCCCCAGCAAUAGGAGAGAAGGCAGUGUCUACGGGCACAGAUGCAGGAUAUGAAACUGUGGGUGCUACAAAUCAGAGGGAUGGUGGAAACAUGUCCUCCUUACAAAAUCCUGGCAUGACAGAAGACACAAAGUACAGCAGUGAACAGUUACUUCUCAGAAACAAUUUCCAAAGUGACCAGCCCCUCGGCUCGGGCUGCUAUCAACGCAACCCUGCCUCUUCCGUCGGUCACGUUGUUUCCUCCGCUUGGAAGGACCUCUUUCCUCUCCGGGCCCUUCCCAGUGGUUGGGGAACUCCUACACAGCCCAAGCGCCUCCGCUUCCAGCCACCCUCGCCUCCCACCACCCCUGCUCUGGGACCGAACCCGGCCUCGAAAUCCAGCAGCAAGCGUCCGUCCUCCUGGCCGCAGCCCCUGCCCCCUCCCCGCUGGCCUCCCCACCCGCCACCUGGCUUCGCAGCGGCCGUUCGGGAAGCCCUCGGCACUUCCCAGAAUAGAGAGCAGCUGCCAACGUCAGGCUGCCGCCCGCCGCGGGGUUCCGGGCGCACGGGGUGCGGGCGGCGGGGACGUGACUACGCUCUGGCCUUCCGUCUCCCCCAACGGGCCGGGAAACUGAGGCCCAGGGCUGGCGGCAACUUCUCCAGGGUGCACAGUCCCGGGCCCCAGGCGUCCCGACCCCCGUCCGCGAUCCCUCGACCACACGCGCCGCCCGGUCGCCCCGGAGAGCCGGGCGAGGAGCGGGUCUCCGAGCGAGCGCUCCGCCCGGGACCGCGCAGGGCGCCAGACGCGGCCAACUCGCCGCGAAAAGUUGUUGUCUCCCAGCCUGCCCUCGCCUCUCACCUCCGAGACACACCUUCCCGCGGGCCCUGGCAGCCGCACUCUCACAUCCGGUCCACCUUGCGCACACCCCUCUCCACGCUCUCUCACGGCCCCUCUCCCUCCCACGCCUGCAGCGGGCGGCCGCUCCCCCGCGCCCCCUCGUGCACUCCCACCCGCGGCCGGGGCGCGCCUUCCCCGCCCGGCCGCACGCCUGGCCUCCGCGCCGCGCCCGCCCGGGCUUCUGGCGCCCGGGAGCCCCAGCCCCGGGCCGCGACCCGCUUCCGCCCGCCCGGCGGGCGGCAGAAGCCAGGACACACGCGGGGUGCGCUGCCGCCGCCCGCCGCUGCUCCUCCUCCCGCCACCGCCUUGAGAGGGAGAGAGAGGGAGGCAGAGAGAGCGCUUUGUCCGCGCGCCGCCGCCCGGCCCGGGACUCUGCCCCGAGGAGGCAGCCGCGCCGAGUCCCCGCCUCCGCCUCUGCCCCCGGGCGGGCCGGGCCGGCCGCGGUGGGGGGAGCCAGGCUGA